UGGGUGGCCAAAGGCAGUGGACCGAAGGCGUGGAGUCUGGAGAGCGGGCAGCAGUGGGGAGGCUGGUAGAAUGAAGAUCUAAACUAGACCCGCUUCCAGGAGCAGCCGAGGAGGCGGUCGGUGAAGACGCUCCUCUCAGGCUCUAGGGGGAGCCCCGCUUUGGCUGUGGGCCUCCGCCCCUCUCUCUCUCCGCUCGGUGCCCGCCUCCUCCAGUAUCUCCACUCCCCGCUACACAGGAAGAUCGCGGAGUGAGCGCUGCUUUCACUUUCCCUUCUGGGUGCCCACUCCUCGGUCCGCGUGCAGCGCUAGACCCCCCGCCCCGGCCAUGGCCACGCUCAGGGUCCAGCCUGAAGCCCAAGCCAAGGUGGACGUGUUCCGUGAAGAUCUGUGUUCUAAGACAGAGAACCUACUCGGGAGCUACUUCCCCAAGAAGAUCUCUGAGUUGGAUGCAUUUUUAAAGGAGCCAGUUCUCAAUGAAGCCAACCUGAACAACCUGAAAGCCCCCUUGGACAUCCCAGUGCCUGAUCCAGUCAAGGAGAAAGAGAAGGAGGAGAGGAAAAAACAACAGGAGAAGGAAGACAAGGAUGAAAAGAAGAAAGGGGAUGAUGAAGACAAAGGUCCUCCCUGUGGCCCUGUAAGCUGCAAUGAGAAGAUUGUGGACCUUCUGCGGCGCCUAAAGCCCGAGAUCAAGGAUGUCAUUGAGCAACUCAACCUGGUCACCACCUGGUUGCAGCUGCAGAUACCUCGUAUUGAGGAUGGCAACAAUUUUGGGGUGGCCGUGCAGGAGAAAGUGUUUGAGCUGAUGACCAGCCUUCACACCAAGCUGGAAGGUUUCCACACCCAGAUCUCCAAGUAUUUCUCUGAACGAGGUGAUGCCGUAGCCAAGGCAGCCAAACAGCCCCACGUGGGUGAUUAUCGGCAACUGGUGCAUGAGCUGGACGAGGCCGAGUACCGGGACAUCCGACUGAUGGUCAUGGAGAUCCGAAACGCUUAUGCGGUAUUAUAUGACAUCAUCCUGAAGAACUUUGAAAAACUCAAGAAGCCCAGGGGAGAAACAAAGGGAAUGAUCUAUUGAGAGCCACUUGCAUUCUGUGACGGUGCCAGCAGGAGACCUCCCCAUCUUUUAUAAGGGACUCCAGACACUCCCCCUCGUGGUCUCCCAUGCAUAAUAAAUACAGUAGGAUUGUCCAUUA
This is a messenger RNA of Erinaceus europaeus (western European hedgehog), 1193 nucleotides long. RefSeq names its product proteasome activator subunit 1 (gene PSME1). Lineage: Eukaryota; Metazoa; Chordata; Mammalia; Eulipotyphla; Erinaceidae. The record is from RefSeq and is a predicted model, not a curated record. The coding region runs from base 326 to 1075 and encodes 249 amino acids. The transcript has 11 exons. Gene Ontology annotation, biological process: regulation of proteasomal protein catabolic process; positive regulation of endopeptidase activity; regulation of G1/S transition of mitotic cell cycle. Gene Ontology annotation, cellular component: proteasome activator complex; nucleoplasm; cytoplasm. Gene Ontology annotation, molecular function: endopeptidase activator activity.